AUGAGUAAAAUUUUUACACCAAUCCCAGAAGCAUUAGAUGCGUUUAAAAACGGAGAAUUCUUGGUAGUCAUGGAUGACGAAGACCGGGAAAAUGAGGGGGAUUUAAUUAUAGCUGCCGAAUUAAUAACCCAAGAGAAGAUGGCUUUUCUUGUUCGUUACUCUUCUGGAUAUGUCUGUGUCCCAUUAUCCACCGCCAGAGCUGAUGCUUUAGAUUUACAACCUAUGAUAAAAGGUAAGUCUGAUAGACACGGCACUGCUUAUACUGUAACUUGUGAUGUUGCUGAAGGAACAACCACUGGUAUCAGUGCUCAUGAUCGUGCUCUUACUGCCAAUAAAUUGGCAUUUGCCAAGUCUAAACCAGAAGACUUUAUCAGACCAGGCCAUGUUUUACCUUUAAGAGCCGUUCCUGGUUUAUUAAAGGAAAGAAGAGGACACACUGAAGCAGCCGUGCAAUUGUGUGAAUUGACCGGAUUGCAACCAGCUGCAGUUAUUUGUGAAUUGGUGCGAGAUGAAGAUGGUUUAAUGAUGAGAUUGGAUGACUGUAUAAAGUUCAGUGCUGAUCACAAGAUCAAAAUCAUCAACAUUAAACAAUUAGUCGAUUACAUCAAUUGA
This is a messenger RNA of Spathaspora passalidarum NRRL Y-27907, 612 nucleotides long. RefSeq names its product 3,4-dihydroxy-2-butanone-4-phosphate synthase (gene RIB3). The record is from RefSeq and is a predicted model, not a curated record. Gene Ontology annotation, molecular function: 3,4-dihydroxy-2-butanone-4-phosphate synthase activity. Gene Ontology annotation, biological process: aerobic respiration; riboflavin biosynthetic process. NCBI's taxonomy places the organism in Eukaryota, Fungi, Ascomycota, Pichiomycetes, Serinales, Debaryomycetaceae. The transcript has a single exon. The coding region runs from base 1 to 612 and encodes 203 amino acids. Gene Ontology annotation, cellular component: mitochondrial intermembrane space; cytosol.